UUCCCAACCCUGUCUAAGAGACAUGGGAGGGACUAGCAGAGAGGAAAGAAAAGGGCAGCUGGUCGUCUCUGGGUGGAAUUGAUUAUGACCGGCUGACAGGCAAAGACCCUCAUAGUAGAUACUAGGGACAACAAAACCAAACGGAAAAACAGUCGUGUUGCUUUCCUCUGUGCCACCCCUUCCUCCCUCUCUCUCAUUCUCUCUUUCUUUUCCCCAUAUGCUCUCGUUGCUUUCGCAGAAGAGAGGAGACAAACAAGGACAAAGCCUUGAACUCAGACGCUGUGAUGGACACCAAGGCGGUGUUUGCGGCCCUGUACAGCGUGUGCGAAGAAAAUGCCACUUUCUUCUCAGGAGGAGGCAAAGGGGCGCAGGGUGAUGCGGCACGGAGGCUUGUCGAAACUAUGAAGCUGAUCCAGGAACACGCUCGCAGUCUGGAGCCUGUUGUCUCUGGCUUUGCUGCAGUGUACCAUCAUUUUGACUUUGACCCUCACAUACCUGCAAACGGCUAUCGCUCACUGGUCAAGUUGGUGCGCUGCUGCCUUCUUCACAUCAUCCAGAAGGGGCGCUACAUCACCGCAAACCGGCGCAGCAUCUUCUUUCGAGCGGCACACAAUGCGGGGGAGAUGGAGGCCUACUGCAGCGCUCUCUGCCAGCUGCGUGCCCUGCUCUACCUGGCUCAGCGCAUGCUUCAUGACAACAGCCAUGGCAACCUUUUUUUCCAAGAUGAAAGUGGCCUCAGUGAGAGCUUCGUCCGUGAAUACUCCUCCAUGCACAAAGGAUGCUUCUAUGGCCGUUGCCUUGGCUUCCAGUUCACUCCAGCCAUUCGGCCCUGUCUCCAGACCAUCGCUAUCGGGCUUGUUGCCUUUGGAGAAAACUACAAACGGCAUCAGUCAGGAAUAGGUGUAGCAGCCAGCUCUUUCUUUAAUUCAGGAAAGUAUGCCAUCGACCCGGAGCUAAGAGGUGCAGAAUUUGAACGCAUCACCCAGAACCUAGACGUCCAUUUCUGGAAGAGUUUCUGGAACAUCACUGAGACUGAAGUUCUGUCGAGUCUUGCCUCGAUGACAUCCACUACAGUCAAGGUGAACCGGGCUCUUUCUGUGCCCCCCAUGCCCUUUGACCUUCCCCUGGCGACCAAUCACAAUGCAUCUGUAACUAUAGCUCCACCGUCGGCGCAUAUCGGCAUGGCUCCCAUUCAAAUGAGGCUCAUCUCGUAUGACUUGCGUGAAGGACAGGACAGCGAGGCCCUGCUAUCUCUCUCCCGCUCUGAGGGGGGCUCCAUCUCCUUGUCAUUGGGACUGAAGAGCAAACGCCUUCCCCCAUCCCCCUGUCUCCUGAUCCACUUCCAUGGUGGAGGCUUUGUGGCCCAGACCUCCAAGUCCCAUGAGCCUUAUCUGAAGAGCUGGUCUCAGGACCUUGGUGUCCCCAUCUUGUCAGUGGACUACUCUUUGGCCCCUGAGGCCCCCUUCCCAAGGGCUCUGGAGGACUGUUUCUACGCCUACUGCUGGGCUCUGAAAAACCCCCACCUACUAGGUUGGACAGGAGAGAAAGUGUGUCUGGCCGGUGACAGUGCGGGAGGCAACCUGUCUGUGACGGUGACGAUGCGCGCUGCUGCCUUUGGUGUUAGAAUGCCAGAUGGCAUCGUGGCAGCCUACCCGGCGACCCUGCUGACCGCCUACGCGUCACCCUCUCGUCUGCUAACACUUAUGGAUCCCCUGCUGCCUCUCAGCGUGCUCUCUAAGUGUCUCAGCGCCUACGCAGGCAGCGCGCCGGAGACAGAGACACAGAUAGAGAAAGUGAGCACACUGAGCAUGGUGAAAAGAGACACGGCACUGCUGCUAAGAGAUUUCCGUCAGGGAGCCUCAAACUGGAUCCACUCUCUGCUGGAUUCAAACAGAGCCUCGGCCUCUCCCAGCACAGCUGCAGAGGCACCACCAGGAGCCACUGACACAGUGAGGAAGAGCAUUUCAGAGGCGUCCAUCUCUUCUCCUCAUGCUGACCCCCCCGUACCAUCAGAGACCUCAGAGUUCCCCACCAGGAAAUUAUCUGUCAAGAGCCAGACUUGCCAGGACUUGGGAUCCCACAACAAUUCCACUUCUCACAACUCACCACUGCUCUCUGAGCGAGCUCCAGAAGAUGUGAAUUUCUACCUCGCAAAGGAUGCAGAUCCAUGCAUUUCCAGAGACUUGUCUUCAGUGGCCAUACCGCCCCCUGCUGGAGAGGAGGGAUCGGAGCUGGAGCACCCUAGGGAGUUCCCCCUUGGGUUUGAGCCUCUCCGCUCAGCGCAGCUCGCUGAGAUGAGGGUGGAGAGCUCUCCAGUGGUCAAGGAUCCUUACUGUUCUCCUCUUCUGGCUCCUGACAGCAUGCUGAAAGGACUGCCUCCUGUGCAUAUAGUGGCUUGUGCUUUAGACCCCAUGCUGGAUGACUCUGUGAUGUUUGCCAAGCGAUUGAGGAGCAUAGACCAGCCUGUGACUCUGUGCGUGGUGGACGACCUCCCCCACGGCUUCCUCAGCCUAUCCCAGCUCUCCAGGGAGACGAGGGAGGCUGCCGACGUCUGUGCGGGGAGAAUUCGCGCCGUCUUCACCCAGACGGACUCGCCCAUGGAGCCGCGCAAGCACCGCAAGCUGGAACGGACCGAUAGGGGCAUGUCUGCCUCUACUGGGGACGACCAUUCUCUCUUUGUAUGCCCCAUUGAAGAAGUGGAGCUAACUGAAGGCAUAGGGGCUAAAAUCUCUGAUGGGGAGGGCCUUGUCACUGUGGAAGCCCAGAAUAACACUGAUGCUGAUGGCAUUGGUCCUUAAAUAAGGUUAGAUAAAAACAGGAGGACUGCAGUUCACCCGAGGAGAGGAGAAAGAGCAAAUGAAAGUCAGAUGAAUUUAGGCAGUGCAAUGCUUAAAAGAGGAAAAAGAUGGGACAGGGCAGUCCAGCAGAUUGCCCAGUUUUUAGAGACAACAGAAAAAAGGAGAGAAGUGAAAUACAACUCCCUCCGCUUUACAUUUCUUGCAACUUGUCUGCACCAUCAUGCACCGACGCAAAUCUGGCAGACAAAACGAACACGCCCACGGAAGACAGUCAUUUUUUCGAAUCAAAUGGUAAUUUAGCAGCUUCUUAGAUCAAAGACCUGUGCUCACCCACACAUGCGACACAGAUACUUUAACAGAGCUCCCGUUAGGCAGCAGACGAUCGGACUGGAAGCAAAACAGGAGAGUCUUGAGACGAGGUCUGAAUGGGUGAUUCAUCCAGGCCAAGGCAGUCAUUCGAGAUCCUAAUCAGAUAGCAAAUAGGCAUGCUGUAUGCUUCUGUACAGAGUCAUCCUAUCAAAAUGGCCCCUUGUCCUUAAGGGAACAUCUCUAAAUCAGACUAAUAACUCCACAUUGUGUUCUCUAUUAUGCCACUUUGGCAGUCAAUACAGCUCACUUUGUGAAAAGUAACUGUGUUGACUCUGCUUAAUGCAAUUACAGAGCGAAAACACAACCGACUAAAAUGCUCUAAACUGGAUGAAUUGCCCUGAGUAUUUCUUGGUAUUCUGUUGCAGUUUUUAAAUGAUCCAUGACUAAACCUAUGCAGAAGUUUUAAACUUUUUUAUUUUAUUUUUUUUUUUAAUACAUCCCUUUUCUCUUGCUGUAUUAUAAUCCUUGAAUCAUGACAGGGUUAUCUGUUGAUUUUCACUCUUAUGAUGUUUGUUUAAUGUAAUCGUAUGCUGUUUGUUUACUCCACAUUUUUGAAUAUUUACCUCUAUAUUUACCUCUGCUUCUUUGGCACAGCUGCUCUGACAUCGCAAACUUUUCAAUUGAAAUAAUUUUCUACUCUCAGCACUGCAUACUGACGAGAUAUAUUAAAUAUAACGCAGGGACAGAGUGACCUGUCGAGAUGCUGCCUGGUGCUUUUUGUAGUGCUGAUAUUAUCAAUGCCAACAUGACAUUUAAUUGAUUAUGAGUUGUGAAGAUGCACUGAGAUGUUUUUGAAGACACUCACUUAAGAACUACGUCCCAUCUUAACAAGCGAUUUUUCAGAUGUUUCUCUUUUAUUAUUUUAAGACUGGAAACUGCUGCUCAAGAUUUACUACUUUCUGACGUGAGUAAGAGAGAGCAAGUGGCAGCUAAAAGCCUGGCUCUCGCCUAUCAAUAGUCAUUUUAAACUCCACUGCACUGAUUUCCUCUCAGGAUGCGCCCCGUUCCUCACCAGGCAUUAUUGCUCACCACUUCUCUGCACAGCAUGCAGUGUGUCAGAAGUACCACUUCUCUUCACGCAGGGUAUCUCCCGCCUGACAAUCUGUUUUCUACAAAUCAAAGGCUUUUAGGCAAUUCUCCAGGACCCUCUGAAGGAAAAAAGAUUGUCGGAGUAUUGUGUAAAAGCCACUGAACUUGUGUUUUGGCCAAGUAAAAGUAGCUGGUAGUCCAGAUUUGUUUUGCUCCUCUCCAUCUUAUUUGGAGUGGGCUUUGUUUUUAAUAAACCUGAGGACACUCCUUGGAGCAAGUUGCCACUGAAGCACUUUCAGGUACACAAAAAUGCCCUUCAGAGGGUCAGUCCCUCUAUCAGGCCCAACUAAAUAUAGAUGCAAACAAUGCUGGCACUGUCACCGUCCUGCCCUUGCCUGGUAACAGGGCUGGGGUUGCCAGGUCUGUAGAGAGAGAUGCUGUGUGAUGAAUAGGAUUUAGCUGAAGCUGCGAUUGAAAAAUCCUCCCCACCCGUAGAAGAGCAGGAUUUUAAGCAGCAAAGUCAUGCUACAGGAUUAGACUAUGCUCAGUCCUGUCAGCUCGUAGUACUUACCGCAAUAUUUUUAGUCAGAUUGAUGGAAGAGAACCAGGACCGUGAAGAGAAAAUAAAGUAAUACACUCAUCCUCUGAGAUGCUGGGCUGAAGUUUUCUUCUUCCUUUACUAGCCGCUGUUUAUGCCCACUCUGCACUUUUGCAGUAGUUGAUCUGUCAUUCUGUGCAAGUGUGUUAUAAGCUUGACUUUUAUAUACGUGUUUAUUUUUUCUUUACUUUGUGCCUGCCUUCGUGUGACCAAAGUGCAGUCAGUGUGUGCUCAUUCACUUCAUCCAACUUGAAAACAUGAGUUUACACGACAGGGGCUCCUAUUUGUUUGUGUUGUGUGUUCACAUAAAGACAGGACUGGCACUUAACACUCAAGAGACUUUUCAUAGUAUUAAUCAUCUGUUGAUGUUUUUUUUUUUCUGAUAAACAUCGACUUUAUUUCACCUUCGUCCAUCUCCUGUGAAGCCAGCAGGGUUAGUUGGCAAUUAGCACUGUGUUGUAGAAAUGAUGUGAGCUGCCUGUAAAAAGAAAAAAAAGUGUCAAAAUUCAUCCCGUUGCUGUUUAUUGACCUCUGUACGCCUCGUUCCCUUGAUGACCACUCAUGCAUCGGGCCAACCUGGGUGCAGGUGAUGGACCGGAGAGCCCAUCUGGUGUUCUGGAGAGAUUUAAUAGUCAGUGUUACCCCUUUAAUAUUCUCAAUUCCUGGCAUUAUUGUGGAUCCACUGAUGUUUAUAUGCUGCCUGCAACUUAAAGCUGGAAUGUUUGUUUUAGUGUUGUUUCAAUUUAAUGUUUUUGCGUCAUAUAGUCUCACUGUUGAUGAUCCACAGACCCAAUUUUAGAACCACAGAAUGCCCUCGAGAGUACAAACCAGUUGUUUCAGUGUAAUGCUAUUUUCUUGUUGUAUUGGUAGUUUAAUUAUCAGGGCGUACAGCAUACCUCCAUAGUUUCUAUAGCUUUCCUUACUUGAGAUUUUCUUUGCCCAAGGCUGGCUUUUUUUGUAUGUGCAAUGCUAAAAAGUGCAACGCUGCUACAAGUAUGAGCUGGCUUGUAAUACUAUUUAGGUCCUAGAUAAAGCUAUGCAGUUACACUCCAGCAUCACAUCAUUUUUCUUUGCACACUUUCUCUUUCCAGUCAAACAUACUGUUGUUUUACUCAACUCAAGGCUGUAGACUUAAUAAUUACUGAACCUGGAGAUGUAACUCUCUCUUUUUUUUCCUCAUGCAUCAAUGCAAUAGACUGACCUCACCCACUUUUCAGAAAUAUAUCCUGAUAAAAAAAAUACUGUUUUUUUUUCUCUUUGUUUGAUAUUCUACAUCUGGUCAAAAUGUCAAAAACCACCAAAGUCUGCAGCCAGAUUUUCUGCACUUGCCAUUUAGUGUUUGCUCUUGAAAGUUAUCCUGAAAAUGCAGGUGCUGUCUCCAUAUGCAAAUUGCUCUUUACUGUAAAAUGCAUUUCUGGUGUAGAAUAUAAAGCCUUUAAAAAAAAAAAAAAACAAGCCAUAGACUGGAAACGCAGCAUUUUGAAGUUUACUUUUUUAUGUUUAAAGUUUUCUUUCAUUCAGAACACCAGAAGUGCAAACCUGUGAAUAAAAAAAGAAUGUAUAUUCAACAUUGUAGAUAUUUAUACCUUAAGAUUUGUUAAUCAGAUUGAUUGCACAUUGAUUGAUUUGACUGCAUUUUCUUUGCAGGUCUCAUACUACAAUGUUGUGUAGGCUGGUUUCUUCCAUUGUUGAUUUUUAUCUAAAUAAAUAUAUUAUCCCAAGAAAGCAA
Molecule: messenger RNA, 6523 nt
Organism: Labrus bergylta (ballan wrasse)
Lineage: Eukaryota; Metazoa; Chordata; Actinopteri; Labriformes; Labridae
Gene: lipeb
Product: lipase, hormone-sensitive b
Biological process (GO): triglyceride catabolic process; cholesterol metabolic process
Cellular component (GO): cytosol
Molecular function (GO): triacylglycerol lipase activity; sterol ester esterase activity
Source: RefSeq, a predicted model, not a curated record